AUGUCUCAAACAACAGUAAAGAAUCGUUGCCCUCACAGAGUUUGGUAUCGAUUGUAUGAAUCCGAUGAUGUAAACUUUACAGGAAAAGACAUUGCAUCAGGUGAACAGCAAACUGUGGAGGGUGAAUUUAAAUCAGUGAAGGGAUUCAAGUGGGAGAGAGGAGAGGAUGAAGUUUGGGAACCAACUUUUAAAAGUCUAUUAGAACCACAAGAUGCUUGGAAUUAUCACGUUGAUUUGACUUCAUUGUUUGGAUGUAGACCUGCUAGCUCAAUCAAAGUGUUCAUGGCAUGUUUGGCUGGUCCAGCAGAUCCAAUGACAAGGAAUGACAUUAUUCUCAUCGAUAAAUUACAUAAAGAGAUUGGUGUACCAAGGGAGAAUAUUUGGAUGUUUUUGGAGAGACAAUGUACACCAAAUGCAAUUUAUGAAUCAUUGAAGGUGGCUGCCGAAAUUUGUAAUGAUGAAAAUGAUAUCCUAUUUGUUUAUUUGGGAGGACAUGGAAGCAGAAAACAAAGUGAAGUUUAUCAAGAAAGUGGAAACAAGUUUGAAUAUAAUUUGGGAACUUGGGGAGGAUCUACUCCUAGCUCACUUGUUUUGAAAGCAAUUCAAAAUGUAAAGUGUCCUGUUUUUAUGGUAGUGGACUCGUGUUAUAGUGGCCAAAUGAUUGAUGAUGCAAAGAGUUAUUUCCUUCAUGCACCUCUUGCUCAUGAGUUGUAUGUUUUAACUUCAACUCAGAAUGACAAGUCAGCUCAAACUGGCUGGAGACUAAUUCAAAUGUUGAUUGAUAUCAUGAUUGAAAGAUCAAAGAGUAUUACAAUUACUCCUACUCUGAUAGGAAAGACAAUUUCAGAAAAUUUGAGAACCCCCUAUGAAGAACAACGAUCUCAAUUCCAAAUUAUUGAAUAA
Naegleria gruberi is the source of this 903-nucleotide messenger RNA. RefSeq lists its product as uncharacterized. NCBI's taxonomy places the organism in Eukaryota, Heterolobosea, Eutetramitea, Acrasida, Naegleriidae. The record is from RefSeq and is a predicted model, not a curated record. The coding region runs from base 1 to 903 and encodes 300 amino acids. The transcript has a single exon.